Messenger RNA from Xiphophorus couchianus (Monterrey platyfish), 2667 nucleotides. Its product is annotated as perforin-1-like. Gene Ontology annotation, biological process: defense response to virus; T cell mediated cytotoxicity; immunological synapse formation. Gene Ontology annotation, molecular function: wide pore channel activity. The record is from RefSeq and is a predicted model, not a curated record. Lineage: Eukaryota; Metazoa; Chordata; Actinopteri; Cyprinodontiformes; Poeciliidae. Bases 633 to 2468 code for a protein of 611 amino acids. The transcript has 5 exons. Gene Ontology annotation, cellular component: membrane.
GGAUGGAUGAACUAAUGAAUGGAUGAUUUAUUGAUGGAUGUGCACCUUUCAUAUAAAAUCCAACAUUAAAAGCUUCUGGCUGGAGUAAAUUUACUGUUACUGUAAAUCUAAGUAUUUAUUACCUGUUAUAAAUUAUUGGUAAUAAUUUAACCCGAGAGCCUCCAGUGGUCCGGAUGUGCGGCUCUUUAAAAAACAACAUGAGAAUUGAUCUGGAUGAAGCAACGUCUAUCCGAAACCAAACACAUGCAUCUCUGCAUCCUCUGGCUUGUGUCUCUCUAUUAUUUUGUUGUUAAACCCCCUUUAGCAAUAGGUUGUGUGUCUCAAACAAAUACUUUAUUUUGUGCAAAAUACUCAUAUAGUUAAAAAAGCCAACAUCAUGUACGUCAUUUGACACUGCAGAAGUGUUUGCAUGAUCAUUUUCCAGUGAAUAUUAACAAUUUUUGAGCGAUUAACAAGCUUCUUGGCGUUUACCAUGAUGUGACUGAGGGUGGUGUACUUGUUAAGUCCCCCUGCUUUCCAUGUGGUUUAACACAAUGCAAAUAAAUGUUCCUGUGUUUGUCACCUAAGGUCACAGACCAAAACCAGGUGAGAAACGACUUUUCGAAAGGGGCUAUAGUGCAUCCGCUGCAUCCAUGCAACAUUUUAACAAUGCAGCUCUGCUUCUGACGCUCAGUGCUGAGGUAACGUAUGCAGCACAAAGAAACAUGCUGCUGUUGCAUGUGUGCAUCAGUGCCGGUGUUCUGCUGUGCCUCCCUCAGUGUACCACAGGCGUUUGCACUGAUGGGACACCCAAACAGUGUCAGGAAGCAGAUACCGCCCCGGGAACCAAUCUGGCAGGCGAAGGCUUUGAUAUAACCACCAUGGAGCGCAAAGGAGCCUUCGUGCUCAACAUGGAUGCAUGGCGACGCAAGGAUAAAAAAUGCACCCUGUGCGUCAACCCCUUCAUGGAGAACAAGCAGCAGAAGCUGCCUCUGUCCGUGCUGGACUGGAGGGCCAAGCAGUCCUGCAACUCCCAGGUGUCGUCCAAGCUGCACAAAUCCAGCGAGUCUCUGGUUAGCUCCACUUCUUCUUCUGUUGAGAACAACUGGAAAGUAAGCUUAGAUUUUCAAACUAUAAAAACGGGUGCGUCGUUGAUGUUGGCUGGAACCAACUCCAAAGUAGCUGAUUACUCCAUGGAGAAAACAAAGAAUGACAAGUUCAGCUUCUCAAGCCUCGGCAUGUCCUGCGAGUACUACAGCUACCGAGAGUCAAACUCGCCCAGGCUGCACAGGGAAUUCAGCAAAGCGGUGAAACAGCUUCCUCGGGUGUACAGCUCUGAAAGCAAGGAACAGUUUUACAAACUCAUCGACACCUACGGCACCCAUUACAUCAGCAAGGUGAAGUUGGGUGGAGAUGUUCAGUCUGUCACCAGCAUUCGCCAAUGUCAGGCCAGCCUGGAGAACCUCAGUGCAGAGGAGGUGCAGAUGUGCCUGAUGGUGGAGGCGUCUGCAAGCUUCAGGGUCACGGUAAAAGCUGAAUCAAAACACUGCAAGAAGGACAUAGAGAAAUCACAGAGCAAGACGGCGUUCUCAAGCCUCUUCAACGACAGGUUUACAGAAAUCAAAGGGGGCCAUACUACAGAGCCAGACCUCCUCUUCUCUGCUGAUAAAGACCCAUCGGCCUACAAGGAAUGGCUCAAUUCGAUUCCACAGAACCCUGAUAUAAUCUCGUAUUCCCUGGGCGCUCUGCAUGAACUCCUGCCUCCUAAAUCACCAACAUGGUCCAACCUGCGCUCAGCCAUCUCCCAUUACAUCCUGGAGAAAGGUCUGGUAGUCAACUGCACCGAGCGUUGUAGAAAAGAUUCGAGGGAUCAGUGCGUCUGCCAGUGCCAAAACGAUGAAGCUGUGAACCAGGACUGCUGCUCGAAGAAGAGAGGCAUGGCCCGGUUGAUUAUAACCGCACAGAGGGCGACGGGUCUGUGGGGAGACUACUUCACAUCCACAGACGGCUUUGUGAAAAUCUUUUACAAUAAAAAAGAACACCGCUCACAAGUCAUCAACAAUAACAACAACCCAAACUGGAAUAUGGUGGUUGAUCUGGGUUCGCAAGAUCUGUCUGUAGAAAACAAAGUGAGAUUUGAAGUUUGGGACCAGGAUCAUGGUUGGGACGACGACCUCUUGGGAUCCUGCGAGCCGCUUCUGCAAAACGACAUCAAGGUGGACGUCUGUAACAUGAACCACGGCCGGCUGUACUUCAAACUGGAAGUGAAAUGUGCUCCGAGUCUGACCGGCGCUUUAUGCACAGAGUAUCAACCUACACCAAUGAAUCAGAGCCUGAAGAAGCUUUACGUGUCUCGUCACGCCCUUCCUAUUCCCAAAGCCAUGCUGCUGGAGAUGGGAGUGUUUCUGAACGAAUCCGUGUCUGCAAAGUUAACUUUUAGGAAAAACCAGAGUCUUACUGCUAAAAGGCAAACAUAUUAUCUUAAAUAAGGCAAAUUCAGCACUGCAAAAACACAAAAUUAUACCAACUACUUGUGGACAAGUUUCCAGUGCAAAUAUCUUCAUACACUUGAAAUAAGACAAAACUAACUUACAAGUAACUUUUCUGCAAGAUAUUGGAGCUUGUUUUAAGUCAAUAAUUCCUGAAAUGUCACCUAUUACUCUUUCUUGAACAGGUUAGGAUAUCUCU